Messenger RNA from Saccharomyces kudriavzevii IFO 1802, 1524 nucleotides. RefSeq names its product alanine transaminase ALT2 (gene ALT2). NCBI's taxonomy places the organism in Eukaryota, Fungi, Ascomycota, Saccharomycetes, Saccharomycetales, Saccharomycetaceae. Gene Ontology annotation, biological process: biosynthetic process. Bases 1 to 1524 code for a protein of 507 amino acids. Gene Ontology annotation, molecular function: pyridoxal phosphate binding; L-alanine:2-oxoglutarate transaminase activity. The record is from RefSeq and is a predicted model, not a curated record. The transcript has a single exon.
AUGACGAUGACACACCAGCAGGACUUGAAAAGUGUGUUUAUCGCCAAAGAUUUGGACUUCAAGCCUGCCGCCAAGAUCACCAAAAAGGAUUUGAAUGGGAGCGUCACCAAGGCAGAGUAUGCCGUGAGAGGCUCUAUCCCCACAAGAGCUGAUGAGCUGAAAGAGGAACUGAAAAAAAAUCCUGGUUUGUUACCCUUCGAUGAUAUUAUCAACGCAAACAUUGGUAAUCCGCAACAGCUGGAUCAAAAGCCUUUGACUUUCACCAGACAGGUCUUAUCCAUAUUAGAAUACCCGGAAAUUCUACAAGUAGAUCAUGAAAAAUUAGCAUCUUUGAACUUAUUUUCCAAGGAUGCCUUGAAAAGAGCUGAAUGUUUACUGAAGGAUAUUGGCGGUUCCGUCGGAGCCUAUUCGCAUUCCCAAGGUGUUCCAGGAAUAAGGCAAACAGUUGCAGAUUUCAUUACUGCGAGAGACGGUGGCGAACCUGCCACCCCGGAAGAUAUCUAUUUAACCACUGGUGCCUCAUCCGCAGCCACUUCCCUGCUAUCUUUAUUGUGUAAAGAUACCCGAACGGGUUUGCUGAUUCCAAUUCCUCAGUAUCCCUUGUACACUGCAUCCGCGUCUCUUUUCAAUGCGCAAGUGUUGCCAUAUUACUUGGAUGAGGAAUGCAACUGGUCCACUGAAAGUGACGAAAUUGAAAAAGUGGUGCAGGACGCCUUAGAAAAGGGCAUUAGGCCAUCGGUAUUGAUCGUUAUCAACCCAGGUAACCCCACCGGUGCCGUUCUAACUGAAGAAACCAUCGCCAGGAUCUGCUUGAUUGCCGCAAAGUAUGGUAUUGCAGUUAUUUCUGAUGAGGUCUAUCAAGAAAACGUUUUCAACGAUUUCAAGUUCCAUUCAAUGAAGAAAGUUUUGAGAAAACUGCAACACUGUUAUCCAGGAAAAUUUGAUAACGUCCAAUUAGCCUCUUUGCACUCCAUUUCAAAGGGAUUUAUGGGUGAAUGUGGUCAAAGGGGUGGCUACAUGGAAAUCGUAGGGUUCUCUCAAGAUAUAAGGGAUGCUCUUUUCAAACUCAUGUCUAUAUCUAUCUGUUCUGUUGUCACGGGACAAGCUAUAGUCGAUUUGAUGGUCAACCCCCCUCAACCUGGUGAUGAAUCAUAUGAGCAAGACCGUCAGGAAAGGUCGAAGAUUUUUAAUGAAAUGCGCACCAGAGCUAACUUGUUGUACGAGACAUUCAAUGGACUUGAAGGUAUUGAAUGUCAAAACCCCCAAGGUGCCAUGUACCUCUUCCCAAGGCUUAUUUUACCUGACAAAGCCUUUCGCGAAAGUGAACGCCUUGGCGUCGAACCUGAUGAGUUCUAUUGCGCAUCCUUAUUAGAAUCCACAGGUAUUUGUACCGUUCCCGGUUCUGGAUUUGGACAAAAACCUGGCACUUACCAUGUGCGUACAACAUUUUUGGCGCCAGGGACUCAGUGGAUUCAAAACUGGAAAAAUUUUCAUCAGAGUUUCUUCAACGAGUACCGCGAUUAA